Cryptomeria japonica (Japanese cedar) is the source of this 1735-nucleotide messenger RNA. RefSeq names its product 3-oxoacyl-[acyl-carrier-protein] synthase, mitochondrial. Gene Ontology annotation, biological process: fatty acid biosynthetic process. Bases 91 to 1527 code for a protein of 478 amino acids. The transcript is spliced from 14 exons. Gene Ontology annotation, molecular function: 3-oxoacyl-[acyl-carrier-protein] synthase activity. The record is from RefSeq and is a predicted model, not a curated record. NCBI's taxonomy places the organism in Eukaryota, Viridiplantae, Streptophyta, Pinopsida, Cupressales, Cupressaceae.
UUAAUGAGCCAAUUCAAAAUAAAAAUAUAAAAGACGUUGUUCGCCUUAAACCCUUCAAAAACCCUCUGGCAUUCCAAGCAAAGCAAAAGAAUGAUGAUGCGCAUACAGAAAUGGAACAGCAGACUAAAACGUUGCAAUGUCUUCAGAAGCACAAACAGGAGAUAUUUCAGCAACUCUACAGCUUCUGAUGUUUUUGGUCCACCUCCCACUUCUCCCCAGCGCAGAGUUGUUGUGACUGGGCUCGGCAUGGUUAGUCCACUAGGAACUGGAGUGAAAGCUUGUUGGGAGGCACUUAUUGAGGGGAAAUGUGGGGUUAGGGCUCUUUCUGCCGAGGACCUUAACAUGGAAGGGUUUGAAAAUGAAACAGUGCUUCGUACAUUGGAGCAGCUCCCGUCUCAGGUGGUUGCAGCUGUGCCACGUGGAAAGAAUGUUGGAGAAUUUGACGAAGAAUAUUGGCUGCACCCCAAGGACAAGAAAUAUUUGGCACGGUUUAUAUCUUAUGCGUUGUGUGCAUCUGAAGAAGCUUUGAGGGAUGCAGGCUGGUCUCCUGAAGAUUCAGAACAGAAGGAAAAGACGGGUGUUGCUAUAGGAGGUGGUAUAGGGAGCAUCAUUGACAUUUUGGAAGCUGCAAAACUUAUCUCUGAGCAGCGGGUGCGUCGUUUAAGUCCUUUCUUCAUUCCUCGUAUAUUGAUCAACAUGGCAGCAGGUCAUGUCAGCAUCAAGUAUGGCUUUAAGGGACCAAACCAUGCAGCAGUCACUGCUUGUGCCACUGGCGCUCAUUCUAUAGGAGAUGCUUUCAGGAUGAUUCGUUUCGGAGAUGCAGACGUUAUGGUGGCUGGAGGAACUGAGUCAAGUACUGAUGCAUUGUCAAUCGCUGGGUUUUGCAGGGCUAGAGCAUUAAGCACAAAGUAUAACUCAUCUCCACAAAAGGCAUCACGACCCUUUGACUGCAAUCGUGAUGGAUUUGUGAUAGGUGAAGGUGCUGGAAUUAUGGUUAUGGAAGAACUUGAACAUGCAAAACAACGAAGAGCAAAGAUAUAUGCUGAGGUUCGAGGAUAUGGCAUGUCAGGGGAUGCACACCAUAUUACACAACCCCAAAAUGAUGGACACGGUGCAUUUCUGGCAAUGGAUAGAGCUUUGAAACAGGCAGGCCUGUUCCCAGAUCAAGUGGACUAUAUAAAUGCUCAUGCUACAUCAACACCUCUAGGUGAUUGUGUGGAAGCAAAAGCAAUAAAAACUUUAUUCACUGAACAUGCAACAUCUGGUAACUUGGCUCUGUCAUCAACGAAGGGUGCAACAGGUCAUCUAUUGGGUGCAGCAGGGGCUGUUGAGGCAAUUUUCUCAGUUUUGGCUUUACACCAUGGUAUAGCUCCACUAACAUUGAAUUUGGAGGAACCAGAUCCAAUUUUUCAUGAUGGUUUCACUCCCUUGAAGGCUUCAAGGAAGAUGUCUAUUAAGUCUGUUUUGACAAAUUCUUUUGGGUUUGGUGGAACAAAUGCAUCAUUGAUGUUUACUGGCCCACUUUAGUGAUAAUAUCAGCUCUUGAAAGUUGAGACAAUUCAGCCUAGGCUUUUUGUAUUUUGAGGUACUACAUUUUUUUUUCAAACUUUUGGAGCAUUUUGAUAAACAUUCCUUUUCUUUUUUUAUUCAGUAGAAAAUUCAAGGUUCAGCCAAGAAGCGAAGGUAUGUAUUUUGCAUAUGAUUUUAUAUUUUACUCAUGAAUAGUUCUUCUCAA